Talaromyces amestolkiae is the source of this 1110-nucleotide messenger RNA. RefSeq lists its product as uncharacterized. The record is from RefSeq and is a predicted model, not a curated record. Gene Ontology annotation, cellular component: lipid droplet; endoplasmic reticulum. Bases 1 to 1110 code for a protein of 369 amino acids. The transcript has 5 exons. NCBI's taxonomy places the organism in Eukaryota, Fungi, Ascomycota, Eurotiomycetes, Eurotiales, Trichocomaceae. Gene Ontology annotation, biological process: triglyceride catabolic process; phosphatidic acid biosynthetic process. Gene Ontology annotation, molecular function: triacylglycerol lipase activity; acylglycerone-phosphate reductase (NADP+) activity.
AUGUCUGCUCAUCGUAAAACAUCAGUACUGAUCACAGGUUGCUCGCCUGGUGGUAUCGGUCAUGCUCUUGCCAUGGAAUUUCACAGAAGAGGUUGUCAUGUUAUAGCCACAGCUCGCAAUUUGGAAUUAAUUAAAGAUCUCGACUUGAUGGGCCUUAGUAUUCUGGCCUUGGAUGUUACGAGCAAGCAGAGUAUCGAUGAAUGUAAAAGUCGCGUUGAGCAGCUUACGGAAGGACGUCUUGAUAUCUUGAUUAAUAAUGCGGGACGCCCCUGUGUAAUCCCAGCAUUAGACUUCGACCUCGCCGACGCAAAAAGAACAUACGACACCAACAUCUUCGGACCCAUGCUCCUAAUCCAAUCUUUCAUCAGCCUCCUCAUUCCCGCUCGGGGUCUCAUCAUCAAUAAUUCCUCUGCCUCCACAGAACUGCCUUCUCUCUUCAGUAGCGUCUAUUCCUCAUCCAAAGCCGCUUUGAACGCGUAUUCAACCGUUCUGCGUAUGGAAUUGAGACCGUUCAAUGUUAGGGUCAUGGUUUCCAUGACGGGCACCGUCAAGUCAAACAUGCCUAGUAAAGUGGAGCAGUCAUUACCUCCUACAUCGCUCUACUCGGCUGUCAAUGAUAUGUAUCAGAGUAGGGUUACAUGGUCGCAGAGAGCUGGGACUAUGUCAGCAGAGGAUUUCGCGAAGGGCCUUGUUACUGAAGCUCUUAAAGGGGAGGGCUGGCUUGGAGGUUGGAUCGGUGGCUCCUCCCUUAAAGUCGAAUUACGACCAGAAUUGAUCAAGAACACGAUUCCUGUUGAUAUUUCUGAAAGCUCACUGUCAAUUUCCGGAGUAAAACGCAAAGUACAAUUUGCUACCACUUCCACUACCAUCUGCGUGGCGGCAGUGCAAAGAGCACCUACGAGCCGAAUCGAUGACCUUUGCUAUACUCUGGAUAUUGCUGUACAGGAAGAUGCCAUUCGGUUCGUUCUCGACCACUCAGAUGAUGAACAGUACCACAUGCGACUCCUACGCAAGGUCGAUCAGGACAUCAACUUAUGCUUUCUACAAGACAUCAUUUUCGGCUCAACCUCUUUGGCCAAACCUGCCCACGGCUCAGAUGAAUUAAGCUGA